AUGACUUUCGUAAUUGAAAAUGGAGAGAAUUGGUCUGCCACUGAGGAUCUUAUGCAACACACCAAUUUACCUUUUACUGAUCAGGUGAUGAGAUUUCUAAUGCCCGGUAGUUUUAAGGUUCCUCAGAUUGGUGAGUAUGAAGGAAGUGGAGAUCGUUCCGACCAUAUGGAAAGUUUCCGAGCUCACAUCAUCCUUCAUGAAACUCCUGACGAAAUCGCUUGCCGAGCUUUUCCCUUGACUCUAAGGGGAGUUGCCAAAGAAUGGUUUGGAAGUCUGAGCCCUAAGUCUGUUGAUAGUUUUGAUUAUCUUUGGCAGCAGUUCUUGGGACAAUUUCUUGCCGUUCGAAGAAGAAAGAAGAACCCAGCAUAUCUAUUAUCUCUCGUACAAGGAGAAAACGAGUCCCUGAAAGAUUAUAUGUUACGGUUCAAUCGUGAGAAACUGACAAUAGAAAGCACUGAUGAACAGACUAUUCUAUCAGCAUUAAUGCACGGUAUAAAGACUGAAGGACAUUUAAUGGCCGAGUUAGCCAAAAAACCGAAAACAGGAACUCUACGACAGUUCAACAACAAAGCUAAAGAGUUCAUCAAUCAAGAAGAAACUAUCUCGGCGUUUUUGAAAUCUAAAGUUGCCGAGAGUAAGACUGCUGCUGGUCCAGUUAUGACAAAACCGAGGGUUUUUGUCGAAAAGAAGAAAAAAGACCGCCAGAACCCGAAGACUCUGGAGAAGAAGAUUGAUCUACCGCCCCGGCCAAAUCAGCAUCAACAAUAUGUGGGAUGGACACCCCUAAAUACAAUUGUUUAUAAGGUGUUCAUGGAGGUUAGAAAGGAUCCGAGCUUCAGAUGGCCAGGAAAGAUGAAGUCUCUUCCCCAAAACCGCAGCACUCAGAAGUUUUGCGAGUAUCAUAAUGAUAACGGGCAUCAAACCGAGGAUUGUAUUAGUCUUCGGUUCGAGAUUGAAAAGUUUCUAGGAAAUGGAAAGUUGCUGAACUUUUUAGCUGAGGAAAAUGGCAAAGGGAAGAACCCUCAAGACAAUCAGAGUCAUCAGUCGGGUUAG
Messenger RNA from Corylus avellana, 1053 nucleotides. The record is from RefSeq and is a predicted model, not a curated record. Lineage: Eukaryota; Viridiplantae; Streptophyta; Magnoliopsida; Fagales; Betulaceae.